Molecule: messenger RNA, 3726 nt
Organism: Eufriesea mexicana
Lineage: Eukaryota; Metazoa; Arthropoda; Insecta; Hymenoptera; Apidae
Exons: 11
Molecular function (GO): protein binding
Source: RefSeq, a predicted model, not a curated record
GCGAGGAAGUCGUAACCGUGCCUCCGGCGAGCGGAGGUCAGGACAGCUGGAAAGUGCAGAGGCUUUCGUUGAGCAGCGAAUCGCCGAGCAACCGUCGUAAAGGCUGCCGGCCCCAGCUGCAGCCUGGCAGCAAGCGCACACGCCCGGCGCCGCCAAUCCCGGCCUUAUCCUGCAAGGUCAAUGCCAAGGACGUAGACGAGUACCUCGACUGGCCGAACAAGGAGAACACGCCCGGAAAUGCCGUGAACGCCGCCGAGGGGACGACCGAGGCUCAGCUCGAGAACGAACGGCCGACCAUGGGCUCGAAUUUGAGUCGACACAACGGGAAAGGCCUCACCGGCCGCAGAACCCAGUCGUCCGGGAACCUGUGCGAUCCCAAAGGGAAGCUGAACAGCAUGGGCAAGAUACUGGUGCCUUGCUCCAGCGCGCAGAGAGAGAGAUAUAAAUUCUGUGGCUCCUUGCCCAAUCAUCUAGAUGACAAGGACGUGCUGGACGACGAUCCAAAGGAAAAUAAUAACGUAAUGACGGAUACUAUCACUGGAAAUCUUGGUGGAACACUGCCACACAAGAAACGAUCGUUGGGCGUACACUUUUCAGACAGUGGACCAACUGGAACCCUGGACCUCGUGAAACAUCGAUCGCAAGACUCUCUGGAUGAAAACGAUCCUUGGAGGUACCAACAGAGCGACCUUGAUCUAGUACGAUGUCGCCAUGGGAAUUUCGACUCCGUGAGAAGAAAUCGCAGUGUCGACACGGUGUCGGGCGACCCGGCAAGAAGGUACAACCGGGGCACGUCCCUGGAGGACAGGUGUCAACGAAAUGCAGACCUCGACUUGGUCGGCACGUUGCCUAAACGAAAGCAGGACAGCAGGAACGGCGAGAAGACAUCAGACACGAUCUCUUCAUCCUCGCAGUCCUGCGUACCCAACACUGCGGACGACGAUCUGCUGAUGCAGAUCGUGCAUAAGCCUGAUUGCGAGUUGGUCAGGCAUCGACAACAACUUAGCAAGUGCAUCGAUUUGAAGUUGAGCAAACUGGCUGGCGGGGAACCGCAGGAUCAAGGUUACGCGUCGGAGAGGUCUCCAGAGGAUGAGCAUCCGCCAUCGUUGCCUGGUCAACCGUUCCCAAAUAUAACGCCUGAGAACACGUUCCGAGUGACGUUGCAGAAAAGCAGCCGAGGACUUGGCCUAAGCGUUUCCGGUGGUGGGACCGCCGGCCCGGUUAGGGUAAGGAGACUGUUUCCUCAACAACCUGCAGCUUUGUCCAACAAACUUCAACCUGGAGACAUACUUUUGGCUGCCAAUGGAAUUCCUCUAACUGGCCUCACCAAUUAUGAGGCCCUGGAAGUGCUGCGGACGACACCCAGCACCGUCGAGUUGGUGGUGUGUCGACUUCCGGGUGAUACGAGUGUCACACCACCGGGUGCACCGCCACCACCGCCCACGCGGCGCGAGCCGCCACCCCCGCUGCGAAUUCUCAACCCCCUGCCGCCUCUUCAAAUCGAACCCUGCGGCGAAUUCGACAUAGAAAUGACAAAGGUGGACGGCAGCCUGGGCUUCACCCUGAGGAAGGCGGACAGCAGCGCGCUGGGCCAUUACGUGAGGGCCCUGGUGAGGGAACCAGCACUGAGCGACGGCAGGAUUCGACCUGGGGACAAAAUAGUCGCCGUGGACGGUGCACUAUUGUCACCCAUGAGCCACGAAGAGGCUGUCCAAUUGCUACGACAAUGCGGCCCGACUGUCAGACUUCGACUCUACAGGGAUCUCGCGCAGACUCCUGUCUCUGCGCUCUCUCCGACUGAGCCUGACCAUCCACUCCGUCCACCGCGAACCAGUCUCAGACAAGAAGCCGUAGACAUGCUGUGCGAUCUAGCAGUUCGAAAGUUAUCACCAGGUACAUCAAGCUGGUCGAGUUGCAAGCAGUCAUCUGGAACAUCUUGCAACUCUCCAAGAAGACUUCGUCGUCUCGCCACGCGUACGCCUACUGCCGAUAUUGAUCAAGAAACUCUGGAGAAGCAUCCGAGCGUGCACACGACAUCGACGGCCAGCCAGGCAGAGACAUCCGAUUCCGACCAGUGCUCGAUCAGGACGCAGAUAACGAAUUCCCAGCCAAACACACCUGGAACUGACAUAAUCGAUCCACCGCCGCUGUACGACGUCUGCGACUCCAGCGAUUCCUCCAAGACACCGGCGCGACCGAGUUUCCUCGACUUGUCGGCGCCACAGGGCAAGCCACAUUUCCAGUUCUGCAACCUGGACUCGGACCUGGAGUACCCUGGUGGCGACGAGACCAUCAUCAUCGAGGACGAGUUCAAGAGCAAGGAGGCCGAUUACGAGCGAAGGGACGUGACCGUGUUGUCCAGCAACGAGCACGACAACGAUCUGCCCUCGGAACCGGCAUCCAUGCCACCUGUACUCUCCUCCACGAGCAGCUCCAGCGCCGCAGCCUUCAGCUACAAGAACCCAGCUUAUCAGAGCGCCAAUCCGGCCUGCUGCACCGGAAUAGACACCGUGGCGAAAAAUAAGGCUACCCACUCCAGCGACCAGGACAUACCAGGGAAAAUCUUGGGAGCCGAGGAUCCUGCUGGCAGCAAAGGCUUGUUGAAGUGGAAAGGCGUGAUGUUCGCUCCAGAUGAUGGAAUAGAUAAAGCUGGAAACGAAGAGAAGGCCGGGAAGGACACCACGGAUUCAGCUGUCCCCAAUAAAGAUCUUGAACAAGGAAGCGAGGUGUUCAUGGUAGAGCUGACACGUGGUUGGAAUAGUCGACUGGGAUUUAGCUUACAACCAGAAGGAAAUCGCACAGUUAUAUCAGUCGUACAUCCUGACAGCGUUGCAGCUAAAGAUGGUAGAUUGAAACAAGGAGAUGUGCUCAUGAUGGUGAAUGACGAAAGCGUGGAGCACAUGUCAACGGCUGACAUAAUAGAUCUGUUGCGCAAAAUAAGGGGUUCCAUAGGUAUCACGGUGUUGAGACGAAGCAGACGAGAAAACGCAACGUGACGCUAAUCAGGUGUAUAAUCGAAGAACCUGAUUAAAACGAUAGAAAAAGAAGAAACUUCCACAUCCAUUACGGCAGCGAAUUCCUUUUUCUCCAUUUUCAAAAACAGCAUCCAAUGAAAUGCCGUUAGCAAACGUCAGUUCCUCGGACUUUGUUUCAAUACGUAUUUUAUUAGCUUAUUAAAAGACAAUUUGCGCGUUAAUUGUUUAUAAAUAUAAAUGGAGCCGACGUGUUGAUCGAGUGCAAUAUAUAUAAAUAUCAUUGUGAAUAAGAUUGUAAAUAUAACCUACGAAAGUCGACGCCUUAGACGCGACUACCUUGUUUUGCAAUCGAAAUACACUACGUGAGAUUAGCAAGUGAUCGAUCAAAAUGCAAUUGCAUUCGUUGUAACACUCCAUCUGAUACUUAAUUACUGUAUAUUUCAGAAAAUACGUUAUUCGUGUAGAUCAGAUAAUAAUACAAUGUCCAGUGCGGUUUAUCCUUCGAAACGAGCCAUUGUUAGAGUUCGUUUAGAGUAAUAAGACUGCUUUGGGUAAUAGAAAAUGGCGAAGGUGUGAGGAGAUUAGUAUGGUUGCCAUGUAGAUAUUUAUUCAACAAAUGCGAUAAGGCUCUUUAUUUUUACUCUGAUCCUUGAGAAAUUGUAAACUCCACGUUUGAGUAUAUAAAGAUACUCGUCGGUUGUAAUGCAGUAUCAAUAUUUUUAUAAAUCUUCGCUCUCGACAAACGUCUCCA